GUCUGGAUUUGCUUUUGAAACGAUGUCGAACAUGAAACUGCUGGCGAUCUUCCUAGCGCCAUAAUCCGAAGCUAUUGCAACUCAUCAAUCUGACGGCCGUGGCUAUAAAGCGGCUAAUCAAGAUGGCCAAGAAGAUAACUGCAUUCCGUGACAUGUGCCAGGAGGACCAGGUGGCCCUUCUUAAAGGGGGCUGUACCGAAAUGAUGAUAAUGCGUUCGGUGAUGAUCUACGACGACGAUCGCGAUUCCUGGAAAGUGCCACACACCAAAGAAAAUAUGGGUACCAUACGAACUGACCUUCUCAAGUUCGCCGAAGAAAACAUCUACGAGGAGCAUCAGAAAUUCAUUACCACCUUUGACGAGAAAUGGCGCAUGGAUGAGAACAUCAUUUUGAUAAUGUGUGCCAUCGUUCUCUUCACUUCAGCUCGAUCCCGAGUGAUACACAAAGACGUGAUAAGAUUGGAACAGAAUUCCUACUAUUAUCUUCUGCGAAGAUAUUUGGAGAGUGUUUACUCUGGCUGUGAGGCGAAAAAUGCUUUUAUCAAGCUAAUCCAAAAGAUUUCAGACGUGGAGCGUCUGAACAAAUUCAUUAUAAAUGUCUAUUUAAAUGUUAACCCAUCCCAGGUAGAACCUUUGCUACGUGAAAUAUUUGGUUUGAAAAAUCACUAAAACGAUUCGCAUCGGGCAUCAAAUGCCAGUGUCCUAUUAUAAUGGAUGAUCAGCGAGCUGUAGUUGUUGUUGUUUUAAUCUUAAUGUGCGUCGCUCACUGAUUUUUGUUUUAUCUGUCGCUUAUAAUGUUAGAUUUUAGUCGAAUGUGAUUGAUAGAUUUGCAAAUACUACAUAGAUUUUAUAUUUCUACAUCAAAGAGAGCUUAUUUAGGAUACAAGUGCAAAGCAACACAAUUUAAAUGUAAUUUACACCGUUUAAUUAGUUUCAAAUAAACUAAAAUCAAAUGCAAAACUGAACUCAAA
Drosophila miranda is the source of this 970-nucleotide messenger RNA. Its product is annotated as nuclear hormone receptor HR96-like. NCBI's taxonomy places the organism in Eukaryota, Metazoa, Arthropoda, Insecta, Diptera, Drosophilidae. Gene Ontology annotation, molecular function: RNA polymerase II cis-regulatory region sequence-specific DNA binding; nuclear receptor activity. Bases 123 to 668 code for a protein of 181 amino acids. The record is from RefSeq and is a predicted model, not a curated record. Gene Ontology annotation, biological process: cell differentiation; negative regulation of transcription by RNA polymerase II; positive regulation of transcription by RNA polymerase II. The transcript is spliced from 3 exons.